Molecule: messenger RNA, 1655 nt
Organism: Trifolium pratense (red clover)
Lineage: Eukaryota; Viridiplantae; Streptophyta; Magnoliopsida; Fabales; Fabaceae
Product: CBS domain-containing protein CBSX5-like
Exons: 2
Coding region: 75-1241 (388 amino acids)
Source: RefSeq, a predicted model, not a curated record
ACAUUCAUUCAUCCUCUUAAAAACACACAAAAAAAAAAUACAAAAAUACAAAAACGAGUUUCAACAUUCUUUGUAUGGCAGUAUCAUUUCUGACACAUGAGUUAUCUGAACUCUGUCUCGGUAAGCCACCGUUGAAGUCCAUUUCAACGUCGGCCACCGUCGUCGACGCAAUUGAAGUCCUCCGAAGCUCCAACGAGAGUUUCGUGAGUGUUUGGAACUGUGACAACUCUGAAUUUGGUCGUUGUGAAUGUGUUGGAAAAAUUUGUAUGGUUGAUGUUAUUGUUUUUCUUUGUAAAGAGGAAAAUCUUCUGUGUCCUUCUUCUGCUCUUAAAACGCCUAUUUCUCAUGUUUUACCUAAGGUUUAUGGUCUUGUUGUGCAUCUAGAACAUUCUUCCAGCUUAUUGGAAGCCAUUAAUCUAAUACUCCAAGGAGCACAAAAUCUUGUGGUGCCAAUUUUACAAACAAAAAGAGGUGGCACAUUAAGGAGAAAACAGCAACAGAAGUCAUCAUCAAUCAACAGCCACAACGGUGCUGAGUUCUGCUGGUUAACUCAAGAGGAUGUGAUCAGGUUCCUGCUCAGUUCCAUUGGUCACUUCACUCCACUUCCUGCACGCUCCAUUGAUACUCUCGAUAUCAUCAGCUCUGAUGUGCUUGCCAUUGAUUACUAUUCCCCUGCAUCAUCGGCUGUUAAAGCCAUCUCAAAGUCGCUCGCACAACAAACGUCUGUUGCGAUUGUCGACAGUGAUGGGACAUUCGUCGGUGAGAUAUCUCCUUUCACACUUGCUUGUUGUGAUGAGACGGUUGCAGCUGCAAUCACGACUUUGUCUGCAGGGGACUUGAUGGCCUACAUUGAUUGUGGCGGCCCACCUGAGGAUCUAGUGAGACUUGUAAAGACAAGGUUGAGAGAGAAGAAUUUGGAAAAAUUGCUACAAGAAUUUACUAUUUUGACUUCCUCAGCCGGUGAUGUGUCGGCCUCCUCUUCCUCAGACGAGGAAAGUCCGGCAAGGAGUUUGACGAGGUCCGGAAAGUAUGCAAGGUCACCGAGCUACUCAGCUAGAUAUGUGAGGAAGGCAGAGGCUAUUGUGUGUCAUCCCAAGAGCUCCUUGAUUGCUGUGAUGAUUCAAGCAAUUGCUCAUAGAGUGAACUACUUGUGGGUUAUUGAAGAUGAUUGCAGCUUAGUUGGCAUUGUUACUUUUUCUAAUAUCUUGAAGGUGUUUAGAGAACAUUUAGAAACUAUUUAGAUGUUUAAGAUUUAGGAUAAAUGUGACAUGUUUUUGGUUUGGAUGUUCAUAUGGAAACAUGAAACUUGGCCUGUGAAUGUGGUCAUUCUGUUAUGAAUAAUUGCAGUGUGGCUAAUGAGGCUUCAUCUAUGUUUUGAUUUAUUUGAGUGUAUGCUUCAAUUCUAAUAAAUGCAUUUCUUUGUCAGUGACUUACUGACUUAGAAGUUGUUUACAUGUUUAGGAUAAAUGUGAUUAUGUUUUUGCUAUGGAUGUUCAUAGAGAAGCAUGGACCUUGGCUUUGAUGGGAAACUCUGCAUAUUGGAAGCUGUAAUAGUGGCUGGAGUUUUGUAUCAACUGUAGCAAUGGUUUUAAAGUUGACCACUAUGAUGUAAAAUAUUAAAAUUUAAUAUCAAAUCAAUGAAGUUAUUUUUCUUA